AAAAAAUAAAAAUAGAAUUCUUGUCGUCUUGUCUGCUAUGGAGGAGAGUUUCUGAUUAAAAAAAACCUUGCCACUCGAAACUCACGUUUGUUCAAUUAGGUUUUUCUGGGAUCAUUUUUUGUCUGUCGAAGUUAUACGAAGAGGAACUUCGAUACCUUAUUACCAUUAUAGUUACGACCACUUUUCAUCGAGGCCUCAGUAUCUCAUUCUUGGAGUUGAGUUAAUUUCUUCAUUUUGCUGUAACUUUUAAUGUCUUCUGAAUUAUUUGAAUUUGAUAACUCAUUUUUCUUCGAUUUAGUUUCCCCAUUAACAGAUAUUCCCAUUUACCCCCAUAGCCAUGAAAUUCUUCAAGAAAAUCCCAACGUUUUGAUCCAAGAAAAUACCCUAUCAUUUGAUGAAACCAAUACUUUGAACCAAAUUUCCCGUACCCUUCUUUCAUCUUCACCUACCAGUACUGUCAAUCUUGAGAAUCAAUCAUUAUCCCACUUCGGAAAUGAGGAGUGCUCUGUGAAGAAAGAGAAGUACAGAAUCCCUUUGGUGGACAAUUUUGGAAAUUCAGUUAUGGCUGAGAGUUAUGAGAAGUCCCUGCAGAGGAGUUCUAGUAGUAAUUCUCACGAUGGGAAACCGAAUUUACUGUUUUACCCUCCUGGAUUUGAUGGCAGUUUGGUGGAGUCUCAGAGUUUGCACGAAAAUGUCUUGAAUUCACCAGAUAGUGACUUUUCAUAUGGUCAAAUCAGAAGGGAUUGUAGCACUGGAUAUUUACAAAAGAUGAAAACAAACACGCAAACAAGAAAUGCGUUGUCCUCUAGUCCACUGUCCACAGAGAGAUCAUUCAUGGAGGAACCAAAUUUUAAAGUUAGGAGAUACAGUGCAGAAGAGAGGAGAGAAAGGAUUCAUAGGUACAGAGCAAAAAGGACACAAAGAAACUUCAACAAGACAAUAAAGUAUGCUUGUCGUAAGACCCUAGCUGAUAAUCGACUAAGGGUACACGGCAGAUUUGCAAGGAAUGAUGAAGGUGGAGAGAUUCCUAAGGCAUCGAUGUUUAAUAGACAUGAAGAUGAUGAUGGUCUUUGGCUCGAUAGAAUUCUUGAAGAAGAUGAUGAAGGAAUUAUCGGGGGAGGCUCGUCUUUUGACAGAUUUGGUUCAUCAAAGUAUCAGAACUAUAGCUAUCAAUGCUGAAGUUGCUCAUGGAAAAAAUGUAGUAGGACGAUCAAGUACAGUUCACCAUUAAGGCAUUUUGGAAGCAAAAGAAAAGCAGAAGGCUUAUUUCAAUAUAGUAGAUUUAAAUUUAAGCAGUUGUUUUUAUUUUUUAUUUUUCUUUAUAUUCUCUUUUGAAUUAU
This is a messenger RNA of Olea europaea var. sylvestris, 1340 nucleotides long. RefSeq names its product putative zinc finger protein CONSTANS-LIKE 11. NCBI's taxonomy places the organism in Eukaryota, Viridiplantae, Streptophyta, Magnoliopsida, Lamiales, Oleaceae. Gene Ontology annotation, molecular function: protein binding. Bases 250 to 1179 code for a protein of 309 amino acids. Gene Ontology annotation, biological process: regulation of flower development. Gene Ontology annotation, cellular component: nucleus. The transcript has 4 exons. The record is from RefSeq and is a predicted model, not a curated record.